Molecule: messenger RNA, 393 nt
Organism: Trichomonas vaginalis G3
Lineage: Eukaryota; Parabasalia; Trichomonadida; Trichomonadidae
Product: protein ubiquitination
Exons: 1
Coding region: 1-393 (130 amino acids)
Cellular component (GO): cytoplasm; nucleus
Molecular function (GO): protein binding
Source: RefSeq, a predicted model, not a curated record
AUGUAUAAUUUUCUUGAUAUUGCAAAGCUUCUCAUAUCCAAUGGAGCAGAUGUUAAUGCAAAAACUUCAAAAUAUGGGCAUCCUCCCUUAUUAGUUGCUUUACAACUCAACUGUUUGGAAAUUGCAGAAUUACUUUUAUCUUCUGGUGCAGAUAUAGAUGCAAAAUGUAUAAAUGGAUAUUCAGGUUUGCAUUUUGCAGUUGGAAGAAGAAGUUUAGAUCAAGCAAAAUUUCUUGUCUCACACCAUAUUGACAUGGAUGCCAAAGAUGAAAAUGGUCGAACUGCUCUUGAUUAUGCAUAUAUGGGAAAUCUCCAAGAGAUGAUAUUAUAUCUUGAACAAAAAUAUCAAAGAUCUCACCCAUCAGAUUAUAUUUUAUAUGUAUUUGAGUUCUAA